CGCCUUCUUCCAUCAUCUAACUAUCUCUUGCUCUUUCCACCUCCCUUGACUUAACCUCCAAAAAAUAAUUAUUCCUAUUUCCCUUCUCUCCAUUACCCUACUCUCACUUUGUUGGCCGUUGACUGAAAUUCAUAAUCUCUUCAUCACUGCCCUCACCUUUCCAAAAUACUCGAUUCUUCACCGUCUCCUUACUCUCAUCUGAAAGAUCUUCCCCCCCCUCCCUCCCUCCCUCUACCUUUCUUCCUAUAGCUUGCCCCCCCCCCCCCCCCUACCAUUUCUAGCCUCAUCCCUCCCUCCAGCACAAGUGAUCCUGCCUCCUUUACAGACGCCAUAGAUGAUUUACCUCGCUUGAGUGUGUCGCUCGACUUAAUCCAGGGAGAUGCCGUGGACUGUGACAAAUUCAUUCAAGCGGUGAGUUCCCCCUUCUUUGAAAAAUGGAAUGUCUGCCUCACUGACGCGAUCGCGCUCCUCAAGAGGUCUCAUGAUGAAAACUUACGGGCGUCCGCUGUGGCGCGUAUAUGACGAUGACCAGGGACCCGCCGCCAAAAAAAGACGCGUCGCGUUAUCCGGCUUCGACUCGGAUGAGGCGGAGAAUAGUAUUCAAUAUGCCAUCCGAGAAUCAUCCGCUGCCGUGCUAUCCAGUCCAUCACGUCGCAACUCAGUCGUGCUCUCCGAAGGAACUCAGGAUGAUGAUCUGUCGACGCCUCCAUCGUCGCCCCCGCCACGUUUAAGCCCCCCGCCCGCCAAUACGCGAAAACCGACUUUUGCCUUUCUCAAACGCAAGCACACUGCCACCAAAGAUGCUGCCGGUAACAGCACGCCUUUAACCGAGGUCAACUCCAAUAGUGUGCGUGCCUCGAUGGAUCCCCCAAAGAAGAAGACGACCGCCGCGGCCGCGACGACGACGACGGCAACCACGGCAACCACGGCAACCACGGCAACCACGUCAACCCCAGCGACACCGCAAUUGCAACAACCGGGCGCUUUGAAGCAGAUGCAGAUCGAUGUUGGCUGUGAGGUGCGGCGAACUUGUGCGACCUGCGGUAUGGAAUAUGUGCCCUCAAAUGCGGAGGACGCAGCAACGCACAAAAAAUUCCACGAAAUGAACUCGACAGGGGUGGAUCUGGGCAAGGCAUUCAUGCGCGCCAACGCAUCUCGUUGGGUUUAUGAAGCCACUCGCUUUGACGAGGGAUAUGUAGUCAUUGUCGAUCGCAAAGCAUCCCCAACGGCAAAGAACCAGGCCAAGAAAGUGCUCGAGGUCAUUUGCAAGGAACUUUCUUCCCCCAUCAUCGAAGACGAAGUUCUAUGGAGCCAGACAGAGCCACCGGUUCACCUACGCAAAAAUGGCACGACGGAGAAGAUAGAUCGCUACAAGGUCUUCUUACACAUGAAGGAUAGCCGCUGCGUGGGGGCCUGUUUGACCGAGCGGAUUUGGGAAUCCCGACCGAUCCAGAAAUCCUCCGCCCCGGCCCCAGGCACCACCGACUCCUCGGUCACCGUUCGCGACGAACACCACCCGGCUAUCGUGGGAAUCUCUCGGAUCUGGACUUCGGAAUCCUCGCGUCGCAAGGGAAUUGCCAUGGAUUUAUUGGAUUGUGUGGUCAGCAACUUCAUCUACGGCAUGGAAAUCCCCAAGGAACAGAUUGCCUUCAGCCAGCCGACCGCGAGUGGCAAAGGUCUGGCGCAGUCCUUCUUUGGUAACGACGAGUGGCACAAUGAGCAUCACAGUUACAGUUACAGUUGUUACAAUACUACUUUCCCCUCUCAAUCCAAGACAGUCUCAAUCCCCUACAGUCCAGAAUCUCGCGUCUCCGUGCCUGAACCUUCACCGUUUCCGGGGUCGAAUAGCUUCCCCAGCUUCUCAACCUCCACGCAUCCGCCCGAACUCGUCGACUCCGCUUCGUCCGAUGAUCAAUCCGAUACAGAUCCGUUCCAUCAACCUUCUUUCGCCAGUGACCAGGAAAAUGAUCACCAUGACGACGACCAAGAUACUGACGGGUCAAUCGUCGAUGCUGUAGACUCACACCCUUCGGUAUCGGCAAGGUCACCGGCAGUGCAGCCAACCGCUGCGGUUUCGCAGACAAUCAGGACCAAGAACUAUCACACGCAACGUCGGCCUGUGGCAUCAUGGCAAGAGAAUGCCCACCCAAUGGGACGAACCGGCUCUUCUGUGUCCCUUGCCUCGACCGAAUACACCCGUACUUCUGACGGCAGUACCCCCGAUGUCUCUCAACCAUCCCUGCGGUCAGCAGGCCGGGUAGAGCUGGGAACGCCUUCCUCAACCGAUUCUCGUCCUCGUCCGCUUGCCAGCCGUGCCGUAAAUCGUGACAGAAUGCCCCCCCCUCCGCCGCCCAAGAGUCACCAUGGACGGCUCAUCAAUCCUAGUCCGGGCGCCACAUCUUCUCACUCCCAAUCCACUCCCGGUCAAUCCUCCAGCCGAUUCUCCCUCCGUGGUACACCCUCAGAACCAUCGUACUCACCCCGUCCAGCCCAACCGGCGACGGACUACUUCUCUGGCGUGGAAACGAGCUGUUCCACCCAGUCAGCCCCGGUCGACGUGCUUCGUCGGAGCCAGUCGCAAUCCAAGCGGCCUCCGACCCCUCCAUUGAGCCGCCGACAUAGUCAGAUGCGGCGGUCAAAAACCACUUCCGCUAAAGUGAACCCGGUACGACUCUCCAUACCGCCAGAAGCAGACGCUACAGCUGCUGCUGCUUCUGUGGCCAUCCCGCCCCCGAGUCCGAGCUCGUGGUCCUUGCACCCCACCCGGACACGAGAUCCCCGCCUGGCCAGCACGCCAUCCGAGGAGUCGGUGCCGUCCUCGUCCUCCUCAAACCGCCUUUCACUACAGAUUGAUUCCCCCACCCCGUGGACCCCCAGGGAGCCUGGGCGGGCGGCCUCGCCCAGUCCCUCAAUCAAGCGCGCCUCGCUCCAGAACCCCCCGCCUCCGCCACCGCGGCGCUCGCGCGGAUCCGGCAACCACAGUCCAGACAGUGUGCGCCUCAGCCUCCGGUCAAGUAAGCCACCGGUCGCCGCUGCGAAAGAUGACUAUAUUCCGUAUCCGUCGAACGCCAACGACAUUUUGGCGGAUCUCACCCGAUUACAGAAGGAGGUGGAUGACCUACGCGGUCACUACGAGAGUCGCAAGGCGAGUCAUUGAAGACCGCUAACUUCCAGCUUACCGAUCACAUAUACCAUCCCAUAGUUCUGUAUCGUUAAAGUUGUGUAAACAUGUGCGUUGAAAUGCAACGAGCGACGAAGCAUAGCGGUUUCUUUUCUACUUUUGCCUUUUCUUUCCUCGAGUCUAUCCUCGGCUAAGCUUAAUGGUUUGCAUGUCACUAUAUGAAAUACGAUUCUAGUGGUUGGACUGAUCCUGUACCAUCCUAUUGUUGGGAGUUUAUAUUAUUUCAGUCUCACGCUUUCUUGUCUCCGCAAGCG
This is a messenger RNA of Aspergillus brunneoviolaceus CBS 621.78, 3435 nucleotides long. RefSeq lists its product as uncharacterized. The transcript has 3 exons. Gene Ontology annotation, molecular function: protein-lysine-acetyltransferase activity. The coding region runs from base 440 to 3157 and encodes 905 amino acids. Gene Ontology annotation, biological process: mitotic sister chromatid cohesion. Gene Ontology annotation, cellular component: chromatin; nucleus. NCBI's taxonomy places the organism in Eukaryota, Fungi, Ascomycota, Eurotiomycetes, Eurotiales, Aspergillaceae. The record is from RefSeq and is a predicted model, not a curated record.